This is a messenger RNA of Marmota monax (woodchuck), 2483 nucleotides long. RefSeq names its product ornithine aminotransferase (gene Oat). Gene Ontology annotation, cellular component: cytoplasm. The coding region runs from base 194 to 1513 and encodes 439 amino acids. The record is from RefSeq and is a predicted model, not a curated record. NCBI's taxonomy places the organism in Eukaryota, Metazoa, Chordata, Mammalia, Rodentia, Sciuridae. The transcript is spliced from 11 exons. Gene Ontology annotation, molecular function: L-ornithine transaminase activity; identical protein binding; pyridoxal phosphate binding.
AAGGCUGGAUGACGCGCGGUGCGGCGCUACUGUGCUAGACCCGCUCCGCUGCCGCGUGUCCGGCUCCGGCCUCCCAGGAGUUAUUGGACCUUCUGAAAGCCAUCCUUGGAUCUCAGGUGGAAAAUCUGUAUUCUAGUCUGAACAGUGAGAAAUAAGAAUCAUUGGUCUGUGGUUUUCCUACUUGGAGGACAUAAUGUUUUCUAAGCUAGCGCAUCUGCAGGCUGUUGCCGUGCUUCGCCGUGGAGUUCAUUCUUCAGUGGCUUCUGCCACAUCUGUUGCAACUAAAAAGACAGUCCAAGGACCUCCAUCCUCGGAUUAUAUUUUUGAACGGGAAUCUAAAUAUGGUGCACAUAAUUACCACCCUUUACCUGUCGCCCUGGAGAAAGGGAGAGGUAUUUAUGUGUGGGAUGUAGAAGGAAGAAAAUAUUUUGACUUCCUGAGUGCUUACAGUGCUGUCAACCAAGGGCACUGUCACCCCAAGAUCGUGAAUGCUCUGAAGAGUCAGGCGGACAAGCUGACCUUAACAUCGCGGGCUUUCUACAAUAACAUACUUGGUGAAUAUGAGGAGUAUGUUACCAAACUGUUCAAUUACCACAAAGUUCUUCCCAUGAAUACAGGAGUGGAGGCCGGGGAGACUGCCUGCAAACUUGCACGCCGGUGGGGCUACUCUGUGAAGGGCAUUCAGAAAUACAAGGCCAAGAUUGUGUUCGCAGCUGGAAACUUUUGGGGUAGAACAUUAUCUGCUAUCUCCAGUUCCACAGACCCAACCAGUUAUGAUGGCUUUGGACCCUUUAUGCCGGGUUUUGAAAUUAUCCCAUAUAAUGAUCUUCCUGCACUUGAGCGUGCUCUUCAGGAUCCCGAUGUUGCUGCCUUCAUGGUAGAACCAAUUCAGGGUGAAGCUGGCGUUGUUGUUCCUGAUCCAGGCUACCUAGUGGGAGUGAGAGAACUCUGCACCAGGCACCAGGUCCUGUUUAUUGCUGAUGAGAUUCAGACAGGGUUGGCCAGGACUGGCAGAUGGCUGGCUGUCGAUCAUGAAAAUGUCAGGCCUGACCUGGUUCUUCUUGGAAAGGCCCUUUCUGGUGGCUUAUACCCUGUGUCCGCGGUGUUGUGUGAUGAUGAAAUCAUGCUGACCAUUAAACCAGGGGAGCAUGGCUCUACAUACGGUGGCAAUCCACUAGGCUGCCGCGUGGCCAUUGCAGCUCUUGAGGUUUUGGAAGAAGAAAACCUUACUGCAAAUGCGGAGAAGAUGGGUAUUGUCUUGAGAAAUGAACUCAUGAAGCUGCCCUCUGAUAUUGUGACUGCUGUGAGAGGGAAAGGGCUAUUAAAUGCAAUUGUCAUUAGAGAAACCAAAGAUUAUGAUGCUUGGAAGGUGUGUCUGCGGCUUCGAGAUAAUGGGCUUCUGGCUAAGCCCACCCAUGGCGACAUCAUCAGGCUUGCUCCUCCGCUGGUGAUCAAGGAGGACGAGAUCCUGGAGGCGGUGGAGAUCAUUAACAAGACCAUCCUGUCUUUCUGAGGGUGGGACCUGUUUAGUGGCUCCUGGGGGCUGGCUGGAGAUGGGGGUCCUGAGACAGCCCAGCUCUGAAUGCCAGCACAUUCUACUCCCACAUGCCUUCAGAGACUGUUUUGGGACAUAUAUUUUUUUCAGUUGAUACUUAGUAGAGAUACUGCAGGUGGCUCUGUGGCACAACUAAGAGAAUGAAUGGCAUCUACAUGUGGUUUAGUGUUCUGAGGCAUAUGUGCUUUCUAAGGUGAGUUGCAUCUAUCUGCAUAGAGACAGCCUUCAAAUCAAGUCCUUCAGUAUAAUUUAUAUACGUUUUAUAAUUUCCUUGCCUGGCAUAAAUGUUUUGUAUUUGAAAAAGUUAUCUGAGAUAUUACACAAAAGACUUGCUUGACUUUAUAACAUUGAAUCAUUGUAAUCACUGAACAUUAGGAUGAUUAAUGUUAAAACUAGUUUGAAGUAAACUUCAUAUUGGCCAACACCAGAGUAUUCUACGGAUAUCAUCAUUUCUAAUUAAGAAUUCAUUCCUAAAUUAUGUUUUAAGUCCUUGAUGAUAAUUUGUAAAAAUAUUGCUUGUUUUAAAUAUUUCUUUAAAUUUAAAAUAAAGCUUUUAUUUACAAUGUCAACCUCUUGGGGAAUGUUCUUACCUUGCUUUAUUCCUGUGUUUUCUAAGAGCAUUUCAGCUUUCUUUGGUGACUUGUAGAAAGAUAGGAAUUAGAAAAAGAAAAUACAAGACUCUCCUAUACCCCUUUCAGAACAGUGGCUUUUUUCCUGUGCAUAGAUACCAUUUUUCUUAAAGUUACCCUUUCUGUAUGUAAUGUUUUACAACUUUACUAUUUUUCUUUUUACCCAGAGUUUUGUAUUUCUGGUCAUUAUAAAUUCAUCUAUUCUGUGUGUGUGGAUGUGUUACAAUUCCAUCUCAUAUUGGGGCCUUUUAGCUUGUUACAGGCUUUUCGCUUCUUAAAUAAAGCUUGUGACUACUUCA